AUGAAGGAUUAUGAGGAAGCCAUUGAGUUUUUAGGGGUGUGGGGUCCUUUUCAAAGACUUACAUUCAUUGUCUUGAGUCUAAAUGUCAUUCCCAAUGGAUACUUGCCCUUAUCGAUGGUCUUCCUGGGAGACAUUUCUCCUCAUCACUGCAGGGUCCCAUUCCUGAACAGCAGCUAUGGAGGACUGGGCUACAAUCUGUCCAUCCCGACUGAGGAGCUGAAAGGAGAGAUCAUCCUGAGUCGCUGCAGACGCUACACUGAAAAGAAAGACUCUUACUCUGCCUACAGCAAUGACACAGAGGGCUGUGUGGAUGGCUGGGUGUUCAGCAAGGAGAGAUAUGUGUCUACUAUUGUCACUGAGUGGAAUCUGGUGUGUGAUGAUGCAUGGAAGGCACCCUUUCCAGCCACAGCAUUCUUUUUUGGAGAGCUGGUUUCAUCUUUUGUUUCAGGGAUUUUGUCAGACAGGUAUGGAAGGAAGAUCACUUUCUUCUCUGCAAAGGUCCUGCAGAUUCUCCUAGGCUUUCUUCUGGCAGUCUCUACCAGCUGGGAAAUGUUCUGUGUGCUUUACUUUGCUCUAGGAGUAGCGAGCUCCUCCCUUUACUGCACUGGCUUUGUACUUGGCGCUGAGAUACUCAUUAAAUCAGCUCGUGAGACAUUUGGAAGCAUGGGAUUCGCUCUGUUCUUUGGUAUUGGGUACGCCAUCAUGCCAGUCCUAUCAUACUUCAAUAGAGAUUGGAGGACACUUCAGAUUGUACUGUCUGUUGUUGUGGUGUUUAUAUUCACCCCACUCUUUUGGUACAUCCCAGAGUCCCCCCGCUGGCUCAUCACCCAGGGACGGUUAAAUGAAGCAGAGGCCAUCAUUCGAGCUGCUGCCAAGAGGAACGGCAUCACUUCCCCAGAGAAAAUCUUCCAGCUGGAGCACAUUGCAGACACUAAGGAAAGUGAAAACGAAUCCAAUAAUCAGAAGAAGUACACUUGGCUGGAUCUCAUAAAAACAGCAAAUGUGAGGAACAUCACAGUAUUAAACAUCAUUAUCUGGCUGGCCAUAUCCGUGGGAUUUUAUGGCCUGUCCCUUAACUUCUCCAAUAUGGACGGGGAUCUGUAUAGAAACAACCUCUUGUCUGCCUCUAUGGAUAUCCUUGGAAAUGUCUUUGUGUGGUUUGCCAUACAUUACGCUCCACAUCGGGUUGUUCUGCCAUUCUCUCUUCUUGUUGAAGGGGCCUUGCUGCUGCUCAUCCUAUUUGUACCACAAGAGCUCAGUGGAGUGACCAUCACAUUGGCUUUGAUAGGAAGACUGGUUGUGGCAGGGGCCUUUGCAUUUGCUUUCGUCUAUGCCACGGAACUCUUCCCCACUGUGAUACGCAAUAUGGGAUUGAGUGCUGCCUCCGCAGCUGCCAGAAUUGGAAGUGCUGUCUCACCAUAUGUAGCACAUACUAGCACAUAUAACAAGACACUACCUUUUAUUCUGAUGGGCACACUCUCUAUAUUCUCUGGUGGUCUGAGCCUUUUGCUACCAGAGACAAAAGAUGAAAAACUCCCAGAGCUUAUCAGCCAAGUCAAACCACUCCAGUGUUGUUGCCUCAAGAUAAGGUUUGAUGAGAGAAACAUAGAGGAUGGACAUGUGGACACGGCAACACAAACAACAGGAAGAGAGGCUGACGUCAAAAUUUGAGAAGACACUUUAGCACAUGAAAUAAAAAAUAGACUGCUCCUGCGGUUGUGAAGCUUUACAUUA
This is a messenger RNA of Engraulis encrasicolus (European anchovy), 1734 nucleotides long. RefSeq names its product organic cation/carnitine transporter 2-like. The transcript has 10 exons. The record is from RefSeq and is a predicted model, not a curated record. Gene Ontology annotation, cellular component: membrane. NCBI's taxonomy places the organism in Eukaryota, Metazoa, Chordata, Actinopteri, Clupeiformes, Engraulidae. Gene Ontology annotation, biological process: transmembrane transport; quaternary ammonium group transport. The coding region runs from base 1 to 1671 and encodes 556 amino acids. Gene Ontology annotation, molecular function: quaternary ammonium group transmembrane transporter activity.